Aureobasidium subglaciale EXF-2481 is the source of this 1200-nucleotide messenger RNA. RefSeq lists its product as uncharacterized. Lineage: Eukaryota; Fungi; Ascomycota; Dothideomycetes; Dothideales; Saccotheciaceae. Gene Ontology annotation, biological process: biosynthetic process. The record is from RefSeq and is a predicted model, not a curated record. Gene Ontology annotation, molecular function: pyridoxal phosphate binding. The coding region runs from base 1 to 1200 and encodes 399 amino acids. The transcript has 3 exons.
AUGGUUCAUAUCAAGCCAUUUGCAGUCGAGCAGUGGAUGGAUACAUACGAAACUACUGCAAAGUACAACAUCGCAGAAACAUGUGCCGCAUCUGUCUCGGUCAAUGAGCUGCGAGAGCUUUCUGAGAAUAAGACUGCCGAGAUAGUGGACUUAUCUACUGUACUGAACUACGGAGAAAUUCGCGGCAACGAGACUCUACGUUCAAAUCUUGCAAGGCUAUACUCUUCUAGAUCUGGCAACCCACUGCCGAAGGAGAAUAUCCUGAUACAACCUGGAGCUAUUGCAGCCAACGCUUUGGUACUCUACACUCUUGUCGGCCCCGGCGAUCAUGUGAUUUGUCAUUAUCCCACUUAUCAACAACUAUACGACUACCCAGCAUCACUAGGCGCCGAGGUGGAGUUGUGGAAGGCCACACCGGAGAAGCAAUGGGCACCGGACUUUGAGGAACUGAAGGGCAUGAUCAAGGAUAACACCAAACUGAUCAUUCUCAACAACCCAAACAACCCAAGUGGCGCUGUCCUCAAGAAGACAUUGCUGCAAGAAAUCGUCGAAUUGGCCAGAGAGAAGAACAUAACCAUCCUCUCGGACGAGGUCUAUCGUCCUCUGUUCCAUGGUGUCACUCCUGCCGAAAACGAGUUUCCUCCCUCAAUCUUGUCCAUGGGCUACGAAAACACCAUCUGCACAGGGUCACUCUCAAAGGCCUACUCGCUAGCCGGCAUCAGAACUGGCUGGGUUGCAUCACGCAACCGCGAUCUGAUAGAGAAGUUUGCCGAAGCCCGUGAUUACACCACCAUCAGUGUAGGCAUUCUGGACCAACAAGUAGCCGCUUUCGCCUUGGAUCAAGACUGUAUACACAGUUUGCUAGGCAGAAACAUCGCCCUCGCACGCACGAACCUGGAGUUGCUAGAGCGAUUCGUCAUCAAGCACGAUGAAUACUGCACUUGGGUCAAGCCAGUGGCAGGAACAACUGCAUUCAUCAAGUUCUGUCGGGACGACAAGCCAAUCGAUGCUAGAGAGUUUUGCAAGCAAUUGCAGGAAAAGACGGGUGUCAUGUUCCUUCCCGGAGAUUGCUUUGGCGAAGAAUUCAAGGGCUAUGUCAGAAUUGGAUAUGUGAACAGGACCGAUGUAGUCAAGGAGGGACUUGAACAGGCUCGAUUGUUCAUGCGCAAGGAGUUUGACGAUAUUCCUCUUGCGGCUUGA